GCCACCACUACUUCCGGUUUCGGCAGUCUGGUCCAUAUCCACUCCUCAGUCGCGUUUUCCCAACUUUCGCACCAUUGUACACAAACAACGAGGAGUUGGCGGUGAGCACAGCAUCGAUCGAGGGCUGCUCCUUUAAGAAAGACUAAGCCUGAAUUAUCACCCCACCUCUCCUGAUCUUCUUUACAGGGCUUUUGCGUUUUAAAAAAUCAACCCAGGAGCCGGAGUGAUCAAAAGAAAAACGAGUGAGCUGAUUUUUUGUGUGCAUUUGAUAUUCACAUUAGGUGUGCUAACCCGUGGAAGCGCCGCGCGGAUCAUCAUUCAUUCCGGGCUACUUUGACAAGCCUCGGCGUUUGAUUGACAGGCGGGGUGCAAAAAGCCAUGAGACUUCGCUAGUUUGUUUUUGAGGGGUAUUUUCAUACAGUUUUUUGUAAAAUAAGACUGGGUUUCUCUCCCUAUGCCACUGCCUGGGGAUAGCUCAGCCCUAUUCACGGUUGCUUUGGACUGAACUUGAGCUGAAGAGGGCUGGCUUGAAUUCAUCGUUGCCUUUCUCUUGCAAGAAAUACGGAUUCUUGAAAGAUCUCGCAUUUGGAAUUUGCGUUUUUAUUUGUUCUUCACCCUGCCUCUUAGGGGAUAUAUCCGAAGCGAAAGGAGAGAAGAAGAGAGGGACUAGAGGAGGGAUAUGGCGCAGCGGUACGAAGACUUGCCCCACUACGGGAUGGACGGGGUGGGUAUUCCCACCACCAUGUACGGCGACCCGCACGGUGCCCGCUCCAUGCAGGCCGUCCACCUCAACCACGGUCCCCAGCUACACUCACACCAGUACCCGCACACAGCCCACAGCAACGCCAUGCCGCCCAGCAUGGGCUCGUCCGUCAACGACGCCCUGAAGAGAGAUAAAGACCAGAUAUAUGGGCACCCCCUGUUCCCCCUGCUUGCACUGAUUUUUGAGAAAUGUGAAUUGGCGACUUGCACGCCCAGAGAGCCUGGAGUCGCGGGAGGAGACGUUUGUUCAUCGGAAUCUUUCAAUGAAGACAUAGCUGUGUUUGCAAAACAGAUUCGGGCAAGAAAGCCGUUAUUUUCAUCGAAUCCAGAACUGGAUAACCUGAUGAUUCAAGCCAUUCAAGUUUUACGGUUUCAUCUUCUGGAGUUGGAAAAGGUACACGAACUAUGUGACAAUUUCUGUCACAGGUACAUCAGCUGUCUGAAAGGAAAGAUGCCCAUCGACUUGGUGAUCGACGACAGAGAGGGCGGAUCAAAAUCGGACAAUGAGGAAAUAACAAGAUCAUCCGGGCCUCUUGAUCAGGUAAUGUCACAUCUCUCU
This is a messenger RNA of Salvelinus sp. IW2-2015, 1321 nucleotides long. RefSeq names its product homeobox protein Meis1. NCBI's taxonomy places the organism in Eukaryota, Metazoa, Chordata, Actinopteri, Salmoniformes, Salmonidae. The record is from RefSeq and is a predicted model, not a curated record.